Molecule: messenger RNA, 1825 nt
Organism: Aplysia californica (California sea hare)
Lineage: Eukaryota; Metazoa; Mollusca; Gastropoda; Aplysiida; Aplysiidae
Product: citramalyl-CoA lyase, mitochondrial
Exons: 7
Coding region: 154-1248 (364 amino acids)
Biological process (GO): regulation of cobalamin catabolic process
Molecular function (GO): (S)-citramalyl-CoA lyase activity
Source: RefSeq, a predicted model, not a curated record
UUAAAGAACCCACAAGGGCCAUGUACUCUGAAUGAAGGCCAGGUCGGUCAACAUCAACAAUCAACUAGAUCCGAUCUAGAAUCUAGGCCUUGACUCUAGAUCUCUAGAUCUAUUGACAAAGAACGAAGGAGACAGUUGAUUUUGUGGUCAACCAUGAAGGGCAUGAGUGUGAGAUACUUUUCCCACCUACUGCAAUCUGUCCAGCAUUUUGGAAAAUCACCAUGCAGCCUAUGUAGACACGUUACAUCACCGAAACCUUGUUGGGCAUCUCUUUUCGCUGUAAAUAAUCAUGGAUUCUUCACAAAGACUGACCAUGCUCAGGACGGACCUUUUGUUCCGCGCCGCACGCUGAUGUAUGUGCCUGGCCACGACCCUAGGAAGUUGGGGAAAAUUCCCAAUUUAGGUGUGGAUUGUGCUGUAUUAGAGUGUGAAGAUGGUGUCGCCCUAAAUAAAAAGGAGGAUGCAAGGAAAAAUAUUAAAGAAGCUCUGAGUAGUCUUCAAAUAGACAACAUCGAUGUAGCACUGAGAGUGAACUCAGUGUCUAGUGGCAUGAUGGAGGAUGAUUUGACAGCCAUCAUUGGGCAGGGUCUUGGAUCUACUUUAGGAGUUGAACAGCUUCCACACACCAUCUUGUUACCGAAAGUGGACUCUGUAGAAGAUCUUAUUAUUUUCACAGAUCGAUUGCAGGCUGUGAAAUUAGGGCGGGACUAUUGCCCGUACCUCAUUACUUAUGUGGAAAGUGCCCAGGGACUGAUGAAUAUGAAGGAUGUUCUGCAUCAUGCGACGGAAUACUCCAAAGAUGGCGUGUACAAGAUUGAUGGUGUCGUCUUUGGCUCAGAUGACUUCUGCGCUGACAUUGGAGCGGAGAGGACUUUGGAUGCUAAGGAAUUAACAUAUGCACGUCAAAAGAUUGUUAUGGUGGCUAAAGCAUUUAGGAUUCAAGCCAUUGAUAUGGUAUAUGUGGAUAUUCACGACAAAGAAGGUCUCCGAGUGCAGUCAGAGGAAGGUGCCAGAAAGGGAUACACAGGGAAGCAGGUAAUCCAUCCAGGUCAGGUGGCUGUUGUGGAGGCAGCUUUCACACCCAGCCCAGCCCGAGUGGAGUGGGCCACUGAACUUAUCCAGGGCUUUGAUGAGCAUCAAGCAUCAGGAAAGGGAGCAUUCACAUUCAGAGGACAGAUGAUUGACAUGCCCCUGCUAAGACAGGCCAAGAAUGUUCUACAGAUUGUGAAGAAUGUACAUCCAAGAUGAAAUCAUUCAUGCUACUUUUACUCUUGUCUUUUCAACAAAUACUUGUGAGAAUUCUCCAGUGGUGGAUAACAAAUUGUGUAAUCAGUGAGGCUAGCUGAGUUGAUGCUUAAUAAAUGAUCACUGAAUUUUACUGACAAGGAUGCAGCUUAGGCAUAGUAAGUGUAAGACUUCCUGAAGGUCCUAUAAAAUUCAAAGAAAAGGAAAUGGUGUUGGUUUGCCUGUUAACAAGGACAGAAACUAUGAUACAGAGGUAUGGAACACAGAAAGUUUUCAACACUGAUACUUUCUGAACAGAAGAAGGUAGUUGAAAAACAUGUGCUAGCUCAUUACUGAAUUAAAAAUUCAGUAUGGUAUGUAAAACAGCUCUUGCUGCAAAAUACUUGUUGGACACAAUGCCUUUUUCUUCUGAUAGGGAGAGUGCCGCUCGCAAAAAUUGUUCAUUGUUAAAAUUUUGUCUGGUACUUGAAGAGUGUAGAACAGUGUUGCCUCCCUUGUGUAUAGCGAGUCCUGUGUAUUUGGCAGUCACGUCACUGUCUCAUCUCCGACAGAUUUGAAUAAAUUUGUGCCAUAAAUGUCA